GGCCGCUGCGCACUCUGCUUCCAGUGAGAAUCAACAACUGGCGCGUUCGGCGCAGCAAGUCUCCGUGCAGCCGCUGGUUCAAGAAGCGGGAGGUGACCAGAUUUUGUCAUGUCAUCGUUUGCCGGUAUAUCUAUGGUUACCGGCGGCAGGGCGGACAUCAUGCCGGCCGGCGGCCAGGCGCACAUCACACCGGCUGUCGACUCCGGCACAGACAGCGGGUACCACCUGCUUGUGGUAAAAGACUAUUCGCGUGCCGUACAAGAUUUACCCACUGGCAGCAGCAUCUGGUCUGGGCGUUUCAUGGUAGGAGGUCAUUGGUGGCGCAUCUGCUGCGAUCCUAACGGCAACGACCUGAGUUGUGCUGACUUCAUUUCUCUCCAACUUGGCCUUCUUGAUGAUGAUGACGAAAUGGAAGAUGCUGUGGAGGUGAAGUUCCAGUUUAGCUUCAUUGACCAGGUUGAGUAUCAAAAGCCAAUGUACAUUCGUGCACGUGAAACACGAAGCUUCUCCGUCGAACAUCGUUGCUGGGGCUGCAUGAAGUUUAUGAAGAGAGAUGCGCUUGAACGAUCUGCUCAUCUAAAGGCUGAUUGUUUCACCAUCCGGUGUGAUGUCAUGGUUUGCAAUGAUCUCAACACCCAGGAUGCCGGUGACACUGUGUCUGACAUAGGCCAUCAUUUUAAAAUUCUACUUCAAGAUAAGCUGGGUUCUGAUGUGACUUUUGAGGUCAGUGGUCAGACGUUCUCUGCACACCGGUGUGUGCUUGCUGCCCGAUCUAAAGUUUUCAGGGCACAGCUCUUUGGCCCCAUGGCAGAGGGUGUUACGUCCAGUGCCAUACAGAUCAAAGACAUGGAAGCAAAAGUAUUUGCGGCUUUGCUUAGCUUCGUCUACUCAGACUCAUUUCCUGAGAUGGAGGAGGACGAAACACAAGCCAUCGAAGGAGAAGAAAAAGGUGAAGUCCCUGAAGUUGAGGAAGGACAAGAAGAGGAAGCAACAGAGCAUGUAACAUGGCUGCAAGACUUGUUUGUAGCGGCAGACAGAUAUGAUAUCCAACAGCUGAAGUUUUUAUGUGAAAAGCAGUUGUCUGAGCACAUAGGUGUGACCUCGGUUGCGUCCACUCUUGCUCUAGCUGAGCAGCACCACUGCCAAAGAUUGAAAGAGGCGUGCUUCAAGUUUAUCGAAGGCCAAUCUCCUGAAUGCUUGGAUAAAGUAAUGGCGACUGAUGGCUGGGGUCAUAUGGUUUCGACGCAUCCCUCUGUUUUGAACGAGCUCGUUGCCAAGCUUGUGUCCAAUCAGAAGAAGGACAAGAAGAGGAAGCACUAGAGGAUGUAAUGUGGCUGCAACUGCUGCAAGUAACACUAUUAUGCAUAUAUGGGACGGGAUCCUCUAGGUAGAUGGUAGUCUGCUUGUCUUGCUUUUGCUAUAUCAUGUCGUUUCAUGUAUGGUGAAUCAUAAAUAUGGGAAAAUAUGGAAUUAUAUUGUCUGUAGUUUCAGGUGCAAUGUCUACGUUGACAUGUGCAUGUUCCCUGGCUAGUUGUUUCUCUGUUGCUUUGUGCCUUCGUGUCAUUAAAGAAAAAUCUUUUCUAGUC
Lolium rigidum is the source of this 1586-nucleotide messenger RNA. RefSeq names its product BTB/POZ and MATH domain-containing protein 1-like. Gene Ontology annotation, molecular function: protein binding. The transcript has 2 exons. Bases 109 to 1320 code for a protein of 403 amino acids. Gene Ontology annotation, biological process: protein ubiquitination. Lineage: Eukaryota; Viridiplantae; Streptophyta; Magnoliopsida; Poales; Poaceae. The record is from RefSeq and is a predicted model, not a curated record.